Molecule: messenger RNA, 2211 nt
Organism: Annulohypoxylon truncatum
Lineage: Eukaryota; Fungi; Ascomycota; Sordariomycetes; Xylariales; Hypoxylaceae
Product: Pyoverdine/dityrosine biosynthesis protein-domain-containing protein
Exons: 4
Coding region: 237-1865 (542 amino acids)
Source: RefSeq, a predicted model, not a curated record
ACAAGGGGGGACGUUGGGUCCAUUCAACGUUGGGGCUGAAUGAAUCCUCGCCUUCGCCCUCGUUAUUAUUAUUAAUGAAGUGACAAACAAGAUGCCGUGCGAACCACACACACAAUAUAUACGGGUAAUCUACCCCGGACCCCCCACGGUUGCACCGGAUUCUCGUCUACAAGCACUACCUCUUUAGGUUACACGUAUCGCGAGCUCAACUAGCAAAGCACCUCGAUCCACGCAUCAUGGAAUUCCCACAUGAUGGCGAGUCUGUCUAUUAUCGAUAUCAAGCUGCGUACGUCCGUAGCUGGUCGGGAGACUUGUUGUAUUGCACGGGGCCUGGUGUCAACCGAAUCCAGGGGAACUGGGACUUGAUCAGCGUUGUCUUAGACACUCAGAGUCCUACACCGCCGACCCAGCCGUACUUUCAUCAUGUCAAGCUUAAUGGGGAUUUCCAAGGCCAAGAAUUCCAUGAGUUGCGUCAGGCUUCGACAUCGACCUUUACUGGAAUAAUCCUCAGCGAUGUGGCCGACCAUGCAAAUGCCAAGCAAGAUUUCGAGACAUUCUUCUGUCAGCUGCUCCUUCGUGAGGCCAACUUCGCUAUCACCCAUCAAUCUACGAGUCUUAAUCCGGUAUCUUUGGAUCGAUACGAUCAAGCCACAGAAGAAAUCGUGUCUCUCUUCGACAGGUUUCUUCGGUAUCAGGGUGAAAACGACAAGUGGAUCGAAUCUGGGCGAGCUUACUUCGCGGAGCGCGUCCGUCACUUUACUUCUCAGGGGAGACGGAUCGAGCUUUGCCUGCCUGCUUUUCCGUGCAAGUCAUCUAAUAUAGAUAAGGUGACGGGGAAAGACCCCGAUCGUGGAGAACUACUCGCCUUGGAGCGCCUACAUAGCUUUGUAGAAGCUGUCGAGAAGAUUUAUGAUGUAGGCGCAAAACUUUGGAUUAUUAGCGAUGGACAUGUUUUCAGCGACUGUAUUGGUGUCGACGAUGAGGAUGUAGAUUUAUACGGUUUGAAACUGAUCAAGAUGAACCGCGCCAUUGGUCUUCGAAGAGGAAAUCCGGAUCGGGUUGGCUUUAAAUCUCUUGUCGAUCUCUUUGAGUUGGACGGGAGGUACAAACACAAACUAGCGAGGCUUUCCAAACUUGAUAUUCCCACUAUCGACCAUCACGUCGAAACGCGGGUGACUACAGAAGCGGAACUUUGCCGGCGUAUCCUUAUGGCUGGGUGUCAAUCGCAGAGGUCUGGGCUCCGAGCUCGGAUCGAGUCGCAAGAUGCUGCUAUCCUGGCUCUAUAUCGCGGGUUCUCGCGAUUUAUGCUCGAAGAUCUGGAACAUCAUCCAUUCACGCGAACCAUGAGCCGCUCGAAGCAGAAGAAGCUUUCUGCCAAAGUGGCAUUUGAGAUGAUCAUGAGAAAUCAGGCGUAUUCUAAUCUUGUGGAACUCCUCUUCCCAAAUCACAUUCGGUUAUCGAUCCACGCACACAACAAUGCCGGCCCCAAGUUCGGCAUCCAACUAUUUGACCCAGCCGUCGUUCGGGCCGUGGAGUCACUCUCGCCUAACAGCAACCCCAUGACCUCCCGCGACCUGCUACACAUCCCUACCCCGUGGCAUAACUCGGUGGUCAAGGUCGUUGGUAGUAAGGUGCUCUGCGUCACCAAGGCUAAGGUAGUACGAGAUGCCCUAGCCGAUGGCGGAAUGACGGGUAGCUUGCUUGGACAAGAAAACCAGAUCGAUUCCAUCCCGGCAGUAUAUUACACCGUAUGCGCCACCGCUACGAAGCGAGAGGCGGCAGAGCAACAGGAAGAACAUAAAGAACCCCAGAAGACUAUUCCAAAGAUAACUAUUACAUCAAAUAGGGACAGCAGAGCGUCGUGAGUAACUGAGAACCACCUUCUACUCAGAUGCCUAAAUACUAACUUGAUUCUCAAGACUGACGAUCGCCCCCGUCCGAUAUUUCGCGGCUAGUUCAGCCCCUCUGACGUGCGAAAUCGAUUGCGUUCUUGUGUAAACAGGCCAAGGGGGUAUCGUCGUACCUACAUCCAUAAAAAUAGGGGAAGGAUUUUGGGAACCGGCUGGUCAGGUGCAAUAAAAUCGUUUAAUCGCCACGGGCACUUGGUAGCGGAGUGCCUUCGGGGACUUGAUGGUAUUUUCAAUUUUUGGGCGUUCUUAAGCUUCUUUUCUUUUGCUAGGCGAAUAAUAAUCUCCAGUUGAUAUUUGCCAG